Messenger RNA from Diorhabda carinulata, 12322 nucleotides. RefSeq lists its product as uncharacterized. The record is from RefSeq and is a predicted model, not a curated record. The coding region runs from base 433 to 3105 and encodes 890 amino acids. Lineage: Eukaryota; Metazoa; Arthropoda; Insecta; Coleoptera; Chrysomelidae. The transcript has a single exon. Gene Ontology annotation, molecular function: RNA polymerase II cis-regulatory region sequence-specific DNA binding; DNA-binding transcription factor activity. Gene Ontology annotation, biological process: regulation of transcription by RNA polymerase II.
AUAAAGUCGAAUUUGGCGACGACAACAACGCUUAGACCGAAGCGAACGUUGUAACAAAAUUACGGAGUUUGAAAAAGUUUUUUUUUGUUUUUUCGGCGAUUCGUUGUCGUUCAGUUUUUUUUUUAUAUUGAAUAUGACGUCGCGCGUUGGACUUUCGCGUACGGAGUGUCGCGAAAAUAAAUAAUAAUGGGCUAAAGAGACAUGUCGACAGUUUUUUUUUUUUUUAAUUUAUUUAUUUUGUAAUUUACCGAGUGCUAUGCUAAUUUCAAACGAAAGCGGUUUGUACUAUUACAUUUUGAACGUUAUGCCACCCGGACCGAACGAAAAUUGAAAUGUUAUGAUAUUUAAAAAGUGACUAUCGUAUUUUUUGUUUUUAAAAAACUUUUUAUUUUGUGUUUCGAAUCGAUAUAAAAACUGUUUUUCAAUCGUGCCAUGGCAAAUAGCAGCAGCGGUGUCACACCACAACAAUAUCUACAACAGAUGAAUAGUCCUUUCCAUUGUAAGGAAUGUGGAAUUUCCCUCAAUUCGGCCGAAUCCUUGGAAGUGCAUCUGCAGUACCACAAAGAGAAUUUGCUAAAAAAUUGGGCGGUACAAGCUCAAUCGUCCACAUCGACGAAUCCCGAAGAAACCAACAACAACAACAACUCCAAAAACAACAUAUCUAAACGUGAGUUAAAUCCAAAUAAUACCAUAGCCGCCGCCGCCGAUAGUUCAGAUUCAAUGCAAAAAAAGAGUCCGGAUUAUAGUAGGGCCACCCCCGAAACGGUUUUCGGCCAUCCCCCAACUCCUCAAAGUUACCAAAGCGCUUCGUCACCUUAUCAAGAAAAUUCCAGUUUCCCGACGAAUUUCCAAAAUUAUCCGAUAAAAAUCGAAAGACAUUCGCCGACCAAUCAAUUUUAUUCCAAUUACCCCGAACAAUAUUUCUCAUUAGAUCAUCCAAACCAACAAUUCAAUCAAGAAUCUUUCGUCCAUAAAACCCCUUACAGAUACCACCCUUACAACCAAACUCAAAACAGUCCUUACGACAGGCAGGCACAGGUACCGUCUUCGAGUCCCGCCUAUCCGCCGCAACCGACCCCGUCCCCCAGCCCCAAACAAUGCGAUAAGUGCGGAUACGUGUGCGACUCCGCUACCCAACUAAUAGAACAUUUGAAUAUCGCGCACCCCGCGACGCCCGCGGUCGCACCGCACCUCGCACCUUAUCACCAAACCAACCAACAACAUUUCAUGUUCGAGCACGUCGUUAUCAAACAAGAGGAUCCGACUCAGAGCGAAAUUUUGGAUUUGGAUUCGCACAAAGUCGUCCACAACGUUUAUAACGAAGACGAAAAACGUCAAAACGGCGAUCCGAAUCCGCAUUCGGUAUCGGCGAUGUUGAAUUCGUGGCCUUCGCCGCAACAAAGGUUAUUUACACAAAAUAUUCCAGAACAACAACAACAACAACAAAAAUUAUUUCCGCCACAUCAAGAAUUUAUCGGUAAUAACGUAACGACGACGACGACGACGACGAAUCAAGAAGGUUUAAAUCAAAAUUACCGACCGUUCGAACAAAUGACGUCUCCGACGAAUAAUUCGGUUAUUUCUAGUACUCAAUUACCGACGAAUGCGAUACCACAACCGACUCCGGUAGGUAAAGGAGCCAAUUGGAAAUCGAACGAAGCCAGAAGACCCAAAACAUACAAUUGUACGGCUUGUAAUAAAUGGUUCACGAGUUCGGGACAUUUGAAAAGACAUUACAAUACAACUUUACAUAAAAACGCGGUUAAAUCGAGCGGACAACCGGAUCCGGCCGGUUUACCCAUCAGCGCCCAUCAUCAUCCGACCAGAGAAACGUCUUCCAAACAAGAAGAACGUCCGCAAUCGAGUAAUUCGGGAGACGAAGUACGCAACGAAGACGCCACCCAAUACGAUAGAUUAGGUACGAUAAGCGGUUUGAACGUUCCUUACGAUAGACAACCGUCGGCGGCGCCCAAUAUACAUUCCCCGAUGGGAUCUCCGAUGCAGCAGCAACAUCCCAGUCCGCAUAUAUCGAACGGUAGUCCCCCAAACGGGGAUGCAGGUCCCUCAACCAACAACCUGGGGGGCCUGCUAACGCUGACCACUCCUUCAAUCAGUACGCCUCAUGGGGGGUUCAAUAUACCGGCCCAACAUAUGAUGUCGAUGGACAACAACAACCAAUACCAGAUGUACCCAAACGAGCUUGCCCCCCACGUUAUGCCGGCUAUGGUUAUCACCACCAACAACCACAAUAUUACUGGUGAAUACCAGUUUAGUUUUCAACAACGCAUAGUCGAAAAUAAUCAACCGUUGCCGAGUUUCGCGCAAAUCCAAGCGCACAGAUUCAACAACGGUUACGAAUCAGCUAACGUGGGGGGCAGGGAGUCGGCGACGGCUCCUCUAACCAAUUACUACGAAACGAAUUUACCCGAUGAAACGAUUUUAUAUAAAAACGACGAACUCACCGUCAUAACGCAAAACGAUUCGUCCCCCAAGACGCAAGAAUACAUUUUGGGUUAUUCCCCGAACGAGCGAAUCCAAGAAGAAGAUUUGAGCAUGAUAUCCAUGACGUCGGAAAACGAAUCGAAGAUAAUGGAAGAAAAUAAGAUGCAGAUAAUGGACGAUAUCAAAUUGAGAUUGGAGGCCCAGCCGAAAUCGCCGGAGAAGGCCCACACCAAAAGGGAUUACGAAGAAAACACCACCGGCAUCCAUUUGAUAACGUCUACCACAAGUAAACCGGGUUUGCACAAAUGUUACGAUUGCGACAAGAUUUUUAAUAAGGCCUGUUAUCUGACGCAACACAACAAGACGUUCCACAGCGGCGAUAAACCUUUUAAAUGUACGAGGUGCGGUAAAAGAUUUUCGUGCGAAAUUACUUACCAGGAACAUCUGACCAAACACGCCGGCGACAAACCCCACAAGUGCGAGUUGUGUCCGAAGCAAUUUAAUCACAAAACCGAUCUCAGGAGGCAUAUGUGUUUGCAUACGGGGCAAAAACCGUACGCUUGCGAAACUUGCGGUAAGGGUUUCAUCAGGAAGGACCACAUGAUGAAGCACUGCGAGACGCACGUCAGGAAAACGCAGUCCAAAUUAAUGGCGAUACGUUGACGCACUUUGCGUACUUUCAAAAUGAUUUUUUUUUUAACUAAAUGUGAAAUGAAUUGGAAGGAAAAAAGAUUUUGUAAAUAUUUUAUUCGGGAAACGAAAAUAUUGCUUAUUUUCGAACGAAUUUUUUUCGAAAAUACGCAUUGGUGAAUUCGCUCGCGUAUUUUUAAAAAAAAAAAUGUAUUCGCCGGGGUUGUUGCGUGUGGAUAUUUUUUGAAAAUUCGCGAGCUCCGCUACCCCUAAAUGUUAACAAAUAAAAAUUGCUCAAACUUUAUUUUAUAGUGUCCGAUGAGAAAUCAAUAUUCAAAACAGCAAUACCUCAGAUUCUCAGUUAUUCGAAUAUAUAUAGAGAUAAAAAAUGUAUUUAUAUCAGAUUUUAUUGAAAAUUGGAUGUACAAACUUUACCGUCGUGUAUAAAGUUUAAUAAUUUUCAUUUUAAUUUAAUCAAAUUUAAAUCUCGUUAUUUCCGAUACUUCCGAAACACCCCCCGUAUAUAUCUAACCGAUUUCGAAAUUUUUUUUUAUAAAAAUAAGAGAUAACGAGAUGGUAAUGAAGUGACUAGUGAUUAUACAGGGUGAAAUUUAAAAAUAAAGCUACUUUUUCGAAAUUUUCUUUUGUACUAAAAUAAUUUUUUUUAUUUGUGGAAAAUCUAGUAGGAAUUUUGAAAAAUUGGCUGUACCAGCUCGGAUAGAAUAUUAGUAGCAUACAGGUUUUCCAAGGAUAAAAUCGUAAAAAUUACAAACAAUAUUUCAAAACUUUUUUUUGGUUUUUUCCGAUAUUUUUUUAAUUACGAUUUUUUUUAAACAACCCCCGUAUAUAUCUAACCGAUUUCGAAAUUUUUUUUUUUAUAAAAAUAAGAGAUAACGAGAUGGUAAUGAAUUAAUGAAAUAAUUGGUGAUUAUACAGGGUGGAAUAUAAAAAUAUAGCUACUUUUUCGAAAUUUUCUUUUGUACUAAAAUAAUUUUUUUAUUUAAAGAAAAUCUAGUAGGAAUUUUGAAAAAUUGGCUGAACCAGCUCGGAUAGAAUAUUAGUUGUAUACAGGUUUUCCAAGGAUAAAAUCGUAAAAAGUACAAGCAACAUUUCAAAAUUUUAUUUUGUUAUUUCCGAUAUUUUUUUAUUUACGAUUUUUUUAAACACCCCCCGUAUAUAUCUAACCGAUUUCGAAAUUUUUUUUUAUAAAAAUGAGAGAUAACGAGAUGGUAAUGAAUUGAUGAAAUAACUAGUGAUUAUACAGGGUGAAAUUUAAAAAUAAAGUUACUUUUUCGAAAUUUUCUUUUUUACUAAAAUAAUUUUUUUAUUUGUGGAAAAUCUUGUAGGAAUUUUGAAAAAUUGGCUGAACCAGCUCGGAUAGAAUAUUAGUUGUAUACAGGUUUUCCAAGGAUAAAAUCGUAAAAAGUACAAGCAACAUUUCAAAAUUUUAUUUUGUUAUUUCCGAUAUUUUUUUAUUUACGAUUUUUUUAAACACCCCCCGUAUAUAUCUAACCGAUUUCGAAAUUUUUUUUUAUAAAAAUGAGAGAUAACGAGAUGGUAAUGAAUUGAUGAAAUAACUAGUGAUUAUACAGGGUGAAAUUUAAAAAUAAAGUUACUUUUUCGAAAUUUUCUUUUUUACUAAAAUAAUUUUUUUAUUUGUGGAAAAUCUUGUAGGAAUUUUGAAAAAUUGGCUGAACCAGCUCGGAUAGAAUAUUAGUUGUAUACAGGUUUUCCAAGGAUAAAAUCGUAAAAAGUACAAGCAACAUUUCAAAAUUUUAUUUUGUUAUUUCCGAUAUUUUUUUAUUUACGAUUUUUUUAAACACCCCCCGUAUAUAUCUAACCGAUUUCGAAAUUUUUUUUUAUAAAAAUGAGAGAUAACGAGAUGGUAAUGAAUUGAUGAAAUAACUAGUGAUUAUACAGGGUGAAAUUUAAAAAUAAAGUUACUUUUUCGAAAUUUUCUUUUUUACUAAAAUAAUUUUUUUAUUUGUGGAAAAUCUUGUAGGAAUUUUGAAAAAUUGGCUGAACCAGCUCGGAUAGAAUAUUAGUUGUAUACAGGUUUUCCAAGGAUAAAAUCGUAAAAAGUACAAGCAACAUUUCAAAAUUUUAUUUUGUUAUUUCCGAUAUUUUUUUAUUUACGAUUUUUUUAAACACCCCCCGUAUAUAUCUAACCGAUUUCGAAAUUUUUUUUUAUAAAAAUGAGAGAUAACGAGAUGGUAAUGAAUUGAUGAAAUAACUAGUGAUUAUACAGGGUGAAAUUUAAAAAUAAAGUUACUUUUUCGAAAUUUUCUUUUUUACUAAAAUAAUUUUUUUAUUUGUGGAAAAUCUUGUAGGAAUUUUGAAAAAUUGGCUGAACCAGCUCGGAUAGAAUAUUAGUUGUAUACAGGUUUUCCAAGGAUAAAAUCGUAAAAAGUACAAGCAACAUUUCAAAAUUUUAUUUUGUUAUUUCCGAUAUUUUUUUAUUUACGAUUUUUUUAAACACCCCCCGUAUAUAUCUAACCGAUUUCGAAAUUUUUUUUUAUAAAAAUGAGAGAUAACGAGAUGGUAAUGAAUUGAUGAAAUAACUAGUGAUUAUACAGGGUGAAAUUUAAAAAUAAAGUUACUUUUUCGAAAUUUUCUUUUUUACUAAAAUAAUUUUUUUAUUUGUGGAAAAUCUUGUAGGAAUUUUGAAAAAUUGGCUGAACCAGCUCGGAUAGAAUAUUAGUUGUAUACAGGUUUUCCAAGGAUAAAAUCGUAAAAAGUACAAGCAACAUUUCAAAAUUUUAUUUUGUUAUUUCCGAUAUUUUUUUAUUUACGAUUUUUUUAAACACCCCCCGUAUAUAUCUAACCGAUUUCGAAAUUUUUUUUUAUAAAAAUGAGAGAUAACGAGAUGGUAAUGAAUUGAUGAAAUAACUAGUGAUUAUACAGGGUGAAAUUUAAAAAUAAAGUUACUUUUUCGAAAUUUUCUUUUUUACUAAAAUAAUUUUUUUAUUUGUGGAAAAUCUUGUAGGAAUUUUGAAAAAUUGGCUGAACCAGCUCGGAUAGAAUAUUAGUUGUAUACAGGUUUUCCAAGGAUAAAAUCGUAAAAAGUACAAGCAACAUUUCAAAAUUUUAUUUUGUUAUUUCCGAUAUUUUUUUAUUUACGAUUUUUUUAAACACCCCCCGUAUAUAUCUAACCGAUUUCGAAAUUUUUUUUUAUAAAAAUGAGAGAUAACGAGAUGGUAAUGAAUUGAUGAAAUAACUAGUGAUUAUACAGGGUGAAAUUUAAAAAUAAAGUUACUUUUUCGAAAUUUUCUUUUUUACUAAAAUAAUUUUUUUAUUUGUGGAAAAUCUUGUAGGAAUUUUGAAAAAUUGGCUGAACCAGCUCGGAUAGAAUAUUAGUUGUAUACAGGUUUUCCAAGGAUAAAAUCGUAAAAAGUACAAGCAACAUUUCAAAAUUUUAUUUUGUUAUUUCCGAUAUUUUUUUAUUUACGAUUUUUUUAAACACCCCCCGUAUAUAUCUAACCGAUUUCGAAAUUUUUUUUUAUAAAAAUGAGAGAUAACGAGAUGGUAAUGAAUUGAUGAAAUAACUAGUGAUUAUACAGGGUGAAAUUUAAAAAUAAAGUUACUUUUUCGAAAUUUUCUUUUGUACUAAAAUAAUAUUUUUAUUUAAAGAAAAUCUAGUAGGAAUUUUGAAAAAUUGGCUGAACCAGUUCGGAUAGAAUAUUAGUUGUAUACAGGUUUUCCAAGGAUAAAAUCGUAAAAAGUACAAGCAACAUUUCAAAAUUUUAUUUCGUUAUUUCCGAUAUUUUUUUAUUUACGAUUUUUUUAAACACCCCCCGUAUAUAUCUAACCGAUUUCGAAAUUUUUUUUUAUAAAAAUAAGAGAUAACGAGAUGUUAAUGAAUUGAUGAAAUAACUAGUGAUUAUACAGGGUGAAAUUUAAAAAUAAAGUUACUUUUUCGAAAUUUUCUUUUGUACUAAAAUAAUUUUUUUAUUUAAAGAAAAUCUAGUAGGAAUUUUGAAAAAUUGGCUGUACCAGCUCGGAUAGAAUAUUAGUAGCAUACAGGUUUUCCAAGGAUAAAAUCGUAAAAAGUACAAGCAACAUUUCAAAAUUUUUUUUCGUUAUUUCCGAUAUUUUUUUAUUUACGAUUUUUUUAAACACCCCCCGUAUAUAUCUAACCGAUUUCGAAAUUUUUUUUUAUAAAAAUAAGAGAUAACGAGAUGUUAAUGAAUUGAUGAAAUAACUAGUGAUUAUACAGGGUGAAAUUUAAAAAUAAAGCUACUUUUUCGAAAUUUUCUUUUGUACUAAAAUAAUUUUUUUAUUUGUGGAAAAUCUAGUAGGAAUUUUGAAAAAUUGGCUGUACCAGCUCGGAUAGAAUAUUAGUUGUAUACAAGUUUUCCAAGGAUAAAAUCGUAAAAAGUACAAACAAUAUUUCAAAACUUUUUUUUGGUUUUUUCCGAUAUUUUUUUAAUUACGAUUUUUUUUAAACACCCCCCGUAUAUAUCUAACCGAUUUCGAAAUUUUUUUUUAUAAAAAUAAGAGAUAACGAGAUGUUAAUGAAUUGAUGAAAUAACUAGUGAUUAUACAGGGUGAAAUUUAAAAAUAAAGCUACUUUUUCGAAAUUUUCUUUUGUACUAAAAUAAUUUUUUUAUUUGUGGAAAAUCUAGUAGGAAUUUUGAAAAAUUGGCUGUACCAGCUCGGAUAGAAUAUUAGUAGCAUACAGGUUUUCCAAGGAUAAAAUCGUAAAAAGUACAAGCAACAUUUCAAAAUUUUUUUUCGUUAUUUCCGAUAUUUUUUUAUUUACGAUUUUUUUAAACACCCCCCGUAUAUAUCUAACCGAUUUCGAAAUUUUUUUUUAUAAAAAUAAGAGAUAACGAGAUGUUAAUGAAUUGAUGAAAUAACUAGUGAUUAUACAGGGUGAAAUUUAAAAAUAAAGCUACUUUUUCGAAAUUUUCUUUUGUACUAAAAUAAUUUUUUUAUUUGUGGAAAAUCUAGUAGGAAUUUUGAAAAAUUGGCUGUACCAGCUCGGAUAGAAUAUUAGUUGUAUACAAGUUUUCCAAGGAUAAAAUCGUAAAAAGUACAAACAAUAUUUCAAAACUUUUUUUUGGUUUUUUCCGAUAUUUUUUUAAUUACGAUUUUUUUUAAACACCCCCCGUAUAUAUCUAACCGAUUUCGAAAUUUUUUUUUAUAAAAAUAAGAGAUAACGAGAUGUUAAUGAAUUGAUGAAAUAACUAGUGAUUAUACAGGGUGAAAUUUAAAAAUAAAGCUACUUUUUCGAAAUUUUCUUUUGUACUAAAAUAAUUUUUUUAUUUGUGGAAAAUCUAGUAGGAAUUUUGAAAAAUUGGCUGUACCAGCUCGGAUAGAAUAUUAGUUGUAUACAAGUUUUCCAAGGAUAAAAUCGUAAAAAGUACAAACAAUAUUUCAAAACUUUUUUUUGGUUUUUUCCGAUAUUUUUUUAAUUACGAUUUUUUUUAAACACCCCCCGUAUAUAUCUAACCGAUUUCGAAAUUUUUUUUAUAAAAAUAAGAGAUAACGAGAUGGUAAUGAAUUGAUGAAAUAACUAGUGAUUAUACAGGGUGAAAUUUAAAAAUAAAGCUACUUUUUCGAAAUUUUCUUUUGUACUAAAAUAAUUUUUUUAUUUGUGGAAAAUCUAGUAGGAAUUUUGAAAAAUUGGCUGUACCAGCUCGGAUAGAAUAUUAGUAGCAUACAAGUUUUCCAAGGAUAAAAUCGUAAAAAGUACAAGCAACAUUUCAAAAUUUUUUUUCGUUAUUUCCGAUAUUUUUUUAUUUACGAUUUUUUUAAACACCCCCCGUAUAUAUCUAACCGAUUUCGAAUUUUUUUUUAUAAAAAUGAGAGAUAACGAGAUGUUAAUGAAUUGAUGAAAUAACUAGUGAUUAUACAGGGUGAAAUUUAAAAAUAAAGUUACUUUUUCGAAAUUUUCUUUUGUACUAAAAUAAUUUUUUUAUUUAAAGAAAAUCUAGUAGGAAUUUUGAAAAAUUGGCUGUGCCAGCUCGGAUAGAAUAUUAGUUGUAUACAAGUUUUCCAAGGAUAAAAUCGUAAAAAGUACAAGCAACAUUUCAAAAUUUUUUUUUGGUUUUUUCCGAUAUUUUUUUAAUUACGAUUUUUUUUAAACACCCUCCGUAUAUAUCUAACCGAUUUCGAAAUUUUUUUUAUAAAAAUAAGAGAUAACGAGAUGGUAAUGAAUUGAUGAAAUAACUAGUGAUUAUACAGGGUGGAAUAUAAAAAUAAAGCUACUUUUUCGAAAUUUUGUAUACAGGUUUUCCAAGGAUAAAAUCGUAAAAAGUACAAGCAACAUUUCAAAAUUUUAUUUUCGAAAUUAUUUAAUAUUCGGUUCGAACUAUUAAAUUUUACCUUGUACCAACAAAAAGUAAUAAUAAUUGCAAUAAUAACGACGCAAAUAUUUUGAUAUUUCUUUCUUUUUUUCUACAAAAUGUAAUAAAUACAAAUUUUGAGUGAUUCUGUAUAUAUAUAUAUCUUGAUCGUUAACGUUUAGAUAAAUGAUUUUUCCAUAUGACAAAGCUACCUCAUUUUUUCAAAUGUCUAUGUGCCAAUCUCAAACUUACGUUCCGUACCCUCAAAAGGGGGUAUAAAUAUUUAGACAAUUUCAAUACGUGCCAAAACCUUGCUGUGUUUUUAUUUUGUAAUAAAACGACUUUUUGCCCCACCGGGUAUAUCUAUGUAUACAUAAAGGAUGUCUUCGGAACGAUAUCAGAAUUAAAUAUAUAUAUAAAUGUAUCUGUAUUUAUUUUUUUUUAAUUUUCUUCGUGUUUUUAAAUUAAAUUGACGCAAUCAAUUCAGGAUUUUUCGUAUCAAAAGUUUUCAUUGGAAAUGUGCGUAAAUUAUUUCGAAAAUUAGUUUUGAAAUUCAUAGGGAAAGUUUUAAAAAACUAAACGCCAAAUUGGCAGGCAAUUUCGACAAUUCGGAAAUAUAUUUUAGGUUAGUACGAUAAAUACGAGGUUUGACUUGAAAGUUUCCGAGCUAAAAAUACAAAAAGACAUUUUUUUCUCGUAAUUCUCGAUAAAUUCAACUUUUAGGCGUAAAUACUUGUUCCAGCAUGCUUUAACCUUUUCGCAAGUGGAUCUUUGAGGUUAAGAAACAUGAAAUAGACGUAAAUCUGGUAAAUACAGUGGAUCACCAACGAAUUAAAUCUUUGUUUUCAAAUUCGAUCGAUUUUUUUGCAUUUUCUGGCUUUUUCUUAUCCAUUAAUGAUGUCUUUGAUGAUUUUUUUAUCAUUUCUGUCAACCAAAUCGUCUAUUUCACCAUUUGUAAUCCUCUUAAUUGACUUUUUUCCCUUUCUAGAUCCCGAUUGCAUUCAUAACCUAUAAAUUGACGCAAAAAUCCGCCUCCUAGGACUUAAACUGCGUUAAAAUCAAAAAAAAUGUUAAUUCCAAUACGAUUUAAGUUCAAAAUCGAUGUUUUUUGCAGUUUUUUGUUGUCCAAAAAGCUCGUCGUAAUUAAAACUAAUUUAGUACGACACAUACCGGGUUUGACUUGAAAGUUUGUGGAACUUUUUGAGGUUAAGAAACAUGAAAUAGACAUAAAUCUGGUAAAUACUGUGGAUCGUCAACCAAUUCUUACUUUGUUUUCAAAUUCGAUCGAUUUUUUUGCAUUUUCUGGCUUUCUCUUAUCCAUUAAUGAUGUCUUUGAUGAUUUUUUUAUCAUUUCUGUCAACUAAAUCGUCUAUUUCACCAUUUGUAAUCCUCUGGAUUGACUUUUUUACCUUUCUAGAUUCUGGUUGCAUUCAUAACCUAUAAAUUGACACAAAAAACGCCUCCUAUGACGUAAACGGCGUUAAAAUCAAAAAAAUGUUAAUUCCAAUACGAUUUAAGUUCAAAAUCGAUGUUUUUUGCAGUUUUUUGUUGUCCAAAAAGCUCGUCGUAAUAAAAAAUAAUUUAGUACGACACAUACCGGGUUUGACUUGCAAGUUUGUGGAACUUUUUGAGGUUAAGAAACAUGAAAUAGACGUAAAUCUGGUCAAUACUGUGGAUCUUCAACCAAUUCUUACUUUCUUUUCAAAUUCGAUCGAUUUUUUUGCAUUUUCUGGCUUUCUCUUACCCAUUAAUGAUGUCUUUGAUGAUUUUUUUAUCAUUUCUGUCAACCAAAUCGUCUAUUUCACCAUUUGUAAUCCUCUUAAUUGACUUUUUUCCCUUUCUAGAUCCCGAUUGCAUUCAUAACCUAUAAAUUGACGCAAACAUCCACCUCCUAUGACUUAAACGGCGUUAAAAUCAAAAAAAUCUUCAUUCCAAUGCGAUUUAUGUUCAAAAUCGAUGGUUUUUACAGUUAUUUGUUGUCCAAAAAGCUCGUCGUAAGUCCAGUUUCCCAAAUUUUUCGUAACGAUGCUAUACACAUAAAAAAACAAAAUUUAUUGACAUUUUCAGAAAAAUAUCGACAACGAUUCCCAUCAUAAUAUUUUUAAACAAAAAAUUUGAAUCUAAAAUAGGUGAAAUUUGUUGAAAAAACUUGGAAACUUCAAGUACAAUCCUGGUAUAUUUUAAAUUUAUGUAAAUUUUGUAAAAUGAUUAUUUUAUUAAUAUUGUACAUUAUAUAAUUAUAAUUUAUUUUUUUUUAAAUAUAAAGUUUCUGAUGAAUCGAUUUUCAAGACGUCCUUUAUAUUUAGUGCAAUUUAUCUAUUUUUGGCAUCAAUCUAAAAAGAUAUUUUUAAAUUAGACAAGUUACCAAUGUUUGGUUUACAAAUUGAAGCAAUUCUCAAAAAAUAUAAAAUUAAAAAAGGGGACACGUAAAAACUCCCAUCCAUCCAUCCAAUUUUAAUUAUUUAAAAAUACGUAAAAACGUUUAAAUUUUGUAACAAAUAUUUUAUUUUAAAUUGAUGUUGUUUCUCACUAUUUUUUAUAUUAAAAAAUGUUUAUUGUUAAUUGUUUCAAUUUGUAGCAAUUGUUUCGUUAUGUGAAUGUGAAUUUAAUGUUAUGUUCAAAAUAUUGGACAACUUUUUGCUGUGGUUUUUUGGACAUUUUAUACCAUUUUGUUAAUAAUGCAUAUAGUCAACAAAAAAAAGUGUCUGGCAUACCAAAGGACCGAUUAUGACGCGUGAACAUACGAUUUUUCCGUAAUUACCGAAAUUGAAAAAUAAAUUUUGAAAAAUGAAUAAUUGGUUCUUUGUUUUACCUCACAUAUUUGUAUUAUUUGUUUAAGACUGAUUAUAUGUAGUAAUUUGAUUUUUGAUAAUUGUGUAAAUUUAAUUUCCAAAAUAUAUGGUUCUUUUUUAAGUUUUUGAAUGUUUUGUUAACUUCGAUUCCCAAAUUCAAAAAUAAAU